Paramuricea clavata is the source of this 8790-nucleotide messenger RNA. The record is from the annotation of a GenBank genome assembly. NCBI's taxonomy places the organism in Eukaryota, Metazoa, Cnidaria, Anthozoa, Malacalcyonacea, Plexauridae.
GUUGAUAGUUUUGAGGUUCUUGUUUUUCAAAGAGAUGUAUGGAAAAAAGCUGAUUACAGUGAUUUAUAUGGAUAUGUAGAAGAAAUUACUGUAGUUAAUUCAUCUGGUAUGAAGAUCAACCAAUUGUGCAAUCAUUUAAUUCUAUAUAAUAUUUAGGAUUAAAAAAUUGCUGUCUGAUAACAUUUUGUUAUGUGGCAACCAUGCAAGAAAAACAUGAAAAUGAAAACAUUUAUUAUAUCAUACUACUUAAUUACAUACUGUACCUACUACUAUUGAAUGUGUUUUGUAGGAGUUCAGAUCAAAACAUCUGUCAUGUUUUAUUAUGAUGAAGAACCAUGCCUAACUUUAAUUGGUUAUGGAAUGUGGCCAGCUACACCCAAAGAGCCAAAGGUUGCAUUUGAGAUCCACCUGAUGGAAGUCGCUGAAGUACUUUUUCUUGAAUGCCGUUUGUCAACAAAGCAAUUUUGCAAUGCCCUAAAGUGGUUAUGUCCAGAUCUAUCUCAAGCUUAUGUAAGUAGCUAUAACCAACAUUACCAAAGUGGUUACCAAAAAUGUGAAAUUCUUAUUAGUGUGUUUGCAUGUAUGGGUUUGUUUCAUUAUGGCAGAAGAUUUGACUUGGAAUGGAAUAUAGUACUUUAUUAAACUGAAAGAUUGGUCUGAUUGGAUCUUCAGAUUGUCCCUAUAAUCUGGUCACCUAAUUAAUUGUAAUGCCUACCCCACCUUGUCAACUCUCCCUAAAGUUGGGAGGAAAUCCAAUUGCUCAGAGGAACCUACAACUUCCAGUGGAGCAUUGAGAAAGUUACGGUACUCUUUUCCACACAUGAAAGUUGAAAGUUCCUGUUGAUGAGAAUCGAUCCCACAACUUGUGGGGAAUAUCAAAUUGAAUCGAAUUUACAAAUGCAUUGCAAUUAAUAUUGUGGUUCAAUCAGCCACUCUUCUAUCUGGCAUUAACCACUUUCUAACUACUAGGUAAAAGACAUUUACCGACUACUUGUUGGCGAGUGCUUCACAGAAUUUAGAUUUAUGCGACAUCAGUUCCGGACACUAAAACAGCUCAACCCGCAACUUGUAGAUGAUGGGACUAUAUGUCCAGCAUGUCCCAAAGUGAGUCAAUUUUGAUUAAUUUUUGUAAUAUAGUGCUGUAUGUAUGAGAAUGGUAAUUCGAAUUUCCUUAUUUGAGAUCUGUUGUUGUUAAUAUACAGUACUAACACCAACACAUAACCCAAGUAAACAGUACGAAGCUCACAGUUCAUGAACGUGGCUAAAGUGGUGUAAAUAAGUAGUGCGUGAAAAACGUUAUAUUAUUCCCUCCAAGGAAGAAGGAACUGUACACAUUUCUGUGGAUGCACUAUUUGGGUGUGUAAGGAAAAGAAGUUCAGGCGAAAGUUCUGCUCCGCCGAAACAUGGUGAAACGUUUUUUAUCUCACAAGACAACGUUGAUGCCUUCAUCAGUUCGUAUGGGAAAAAGAAAGAUGCGAAACUAGAAGUCGUGAGUGAAUUACAAAUUAAUCUAAAGAUUGUAAUUGCCCAUGCCAUUGACUUUCUAAUACAGGGUGUAUAAAAAAAAAACUGAACAGAUAUGAAUUUACUCUCAAUUUCGGAAAACUGCUUUUAGUAUCCAGUUUUUGAUGUAUAUAGUAUCUUUGGGUACAAGCUUAUAAUGUAGAAUAAUGCAAAAAAUUUCUCGAACUCAAAUUUUGUGAACCAGGGGUGUGUGUCUUUUCCAACAAACUAAAAACGGCUUGUGCACGCAAUUUAAAAGCUUUAAUCAUAUUUUGAGUUAAUAGAUGGCAAAUGUGUUGGGUUUUUAAUUACUGUGCAAAAUGUCAGACAAUUUGCUUUAGUUUAAGUCCUUUGACUAUUCAUUUUUUCUUAAAAAAUCAGCCUUUCGCAUGCUUAUAAUUAAUGUCUUUACCUAAUUUGCAUAUUGCUGACAUAUGCAAAUUAGGCAAAGGCAUUAAUUAGCAUGCAAAUAGCUGAUUUUUAGGAAAAAAUGUAAGUUUGCGUGAAUAGUUAAGGGGCUUAAACUAAAGCAAAUUGUCUGAAAUUUUGUACAGUAAUUAAAAACCCAUUCCUAUUUCCAUCUAUUAACUCAAAAUAUGAUUAAAGCUUUUAAAUUUUGUGCGCAAGUCAUUUCUAGUUUGUUGGAAAAGACACCCCCCCCCCUGGUUCACAAAAUUUGAGUUCGAGAAUUUUUUGUCAUUAUUCUACAUUAUAAGUACCCAAAGAUACUAUAUACAUCAAAAACUGGAUACUAAUAGCUGUUUUUCGAAAUUGAGAGCAAAUUCAUAUCUGUUUUAUACACCCUGUAUAUCGUUUUUCAAUAGUCGAUAUAGAUACAUGUAAGCGUCAUACUAACAUACUUUGCCGCCACUUUUCUCGAAUGAGAUGCUUAUGGAUUGCAUUCAUCUCCUCAUAGUUUGCUCCUCACGUACUGUUCCCCUUUUUUUGAUCCUGACGAACUGUUUACAACGAAGCCUAAAUUAAAACUCUCAAGGUUUUUUUUUCUUCUCAAGGAGUGCAAUCAAUUUCAAGCUGGAACAAAUUUAAGAUCCAAAAUAAAGUCAAACAAGCUUGACGAAACAGCGGUGUUUGGAUGUUCUUGUCGGCAUGAAGUUCCUAACACUUUCUUUAGUCUUAAGCGUGGAGAGCAGUGAGUAGUAAUUAAAUAUAUAAACGAAUAUUAUACCUCACAAUGAGCUUGUCCAAUCAGAGAACUAAAUUUGUACCACAUGACCAUGGUAUUUUUCAGUGAAUACUAUGACCUAGGCAAUUUGAACCCUGGGUGUUUUACCCGGGGCCAUGGUAUUCGACUUUGAAUACCACGCUUGAGCGGGAAAUUCGACUUUUUUAAAUGUAAAGUUAUCAAAAGUUGUGUUUUGAAAUUAAAAGUUAAUUGAAUGGUAUUUGUUUUCUACUUAUUUUUGAAAGGUUCGGUAUAAUAUACCAUUUAUAGACCUUUCACUCGGGGUAUUCCACAAAAAAUUACCCUGCGGGAUGAAAUAUUCCUCGGGCUUCGCCCUCGGAAUAUUUCAUCCCUCAGGGUAAUUUUUUGUGGAAUACCCCUCGUUUCAGGUCUAUAACUGAUAAAUAUACCCAUUUAAUUACAGGGAUCAAAACAAUAUUUACUCGUUCAACGGUCAAUGGCCGGCCAAAAAGCUCUUAACCGGCAACAUUUUUACCUGAUGGGUCAUCUUGAGUUUUUGAUUGUCUCUGCCUAGCUAAAUAUUGUCAGAGAAAGACAUACUGUAAUAAGGACGCCAAUUUUGUAUAAUAAUUGUACGUUUACCAAUUAUUUCGAUCAUGAACAGGGACCUACAGUACGUGCAUUUAUUGCAUUUGAUCUUAAAGUUAUACUGCAGUGUCAGUACGUUUAGGUAAACAUUAAUUAAAUACAGUAUUUAUUUAUUACUUUAACAGGAUAUCAAAUGCAGUGUUUCUAUUGAAACACGUAAAAGAGAAGAUUUCGCAUCCUUCAGUUAAGCUAAAUUUUCUGUACGAUAUUGCUUGCACUUUGGAAUCUCAUUUAAAGGUUUGUUAAACUAUUAACUAUUAAGAUGUUUAUUGGAAGUAUGUUUCGAUAAUAUUUUAGAGCACAUAAAAAAUGGUAUCAAUACGACUUUAUGAAAACAUUAAUUUUGUGGUGUGUACUGUUGUAGUACACACCAUCAGUGGCGUAGCAUGCGCGACAAUUUAGUCCCGCCAUGCAAAUUCAAAAUUAUUUAACAAUUAUUCGCCUCGUGCUCGGUGAUUAUCGCGGAAUAUUCACCGAGACGAAGUCGAGGUGAAUAUUUCCAGAUAAUCACCGAGCAUGAGGCGAAUAAUUGUUUUAGUAUUUUACACAAGUACUGAAUUUAUUUUAAAUUUCUCUUAUUUCUUUAUCAGUAAACUUCCACAAACCGGCUAGCGGCCAUUUUGGAAAUUUCGGUUUUGUUAUAUUCACCUGUAGGUAAAUAUUGUUAUAUUCACCUGUAGGUAAAUAUUGUUAUAUUCACCUGUAGGUAAAUAUUGUUAUAUUCACCUGUAGGUAAAUAUUGUUAUAUUCACCUGUAGGUAAAUAUUGUUAUAUUCACCUGUAGGUAUAAAUAUAACAUCUUAGUAUUUUUGCACAAGUGAACAAUCCUACAAGUGGAUUGGUCAAAUUUGACGACUAUUAAGCUGUUAUAUCCACCUAUAGGUGAAUAUAACAAAACCGAAAUUUUAAAAAUGGCGGCUAGCCGUUUUGUGGAAAUCACGAUACUGAUAAAAAAUAAGCGAAAUUAAAAUGAAUUCAGUAAAAAAAAAGUAACAAAAGACUUGUGUAAAAAUACUUAAACAAUAAUUGUUAAUUAAUACGUCAAAUUUGACCAAUCAGGUUGUAGGAUUUUUAUAUUCACUUAUGCAAAAAUACUAAUAACAAUUAUUCGCGGAAGGCAAGGUGAUUAUCGGGGAAUAUUCACCAAGACUAAGUCGGGGUGGAUAUUCCCCGAUAAUCACCGAGCCUGAGGCGAAUAAUUAUUUUAGUAUUUUUACACAAGUCUUGUGUUUUUUGGGACUGAAAUUAUUUUAAUUUCACUUAUUUCUUUAUCUGUGAUUUCCACAAAACGGCCAGUCGCCAUUUUGUUUUCACCCACAGGUGAAUAUAAGGGAAUAUAUCGCGUCAAAUUUUACCAAUCACCACGUCGGAUUUCUUAUAUUCACUUGAAUAAGAAUACUAUUUAUCAUCAUUCAUUUCUUUAGAAAUUGAUUGUUUUCACAGUCAAUGAACACGAAAAAAAUUACAUAGCGGGACUAAGUCGUCGGGCUGGCUACGCCACUGCAUGCCCACCAUUAAUAUACAUAUUAUAUUUUAAGUUGUCUUAUUGACAUAACAUAACACUUGCAGAUCUAGUAUUGUUCGAUGCUGAAUUAAUAUAAACGAGUAUGUUUAUGACAUUCAGUAUAUAUUUCAUAAUUUCCAGUCUUGAAUCCGUCUGUAGCUCAGUAGGUAGAGCGUCGAUCUAGUAAUUCGAAGGUCGCGGGUUCAAGACCCAGCCGCGGCAGACUUUAUCUUUCUGCUUGCGCUGGUUAUGGGAAUUAUAUAAUACACACUCUAGAACAUUUUCAUCUUAACAUAUUAUAUUUUGUAUAUUUUACAAAAGAAGAAUAAUCAAAGCAAUAAAACAGAAAAAAACACAAAGUAAUAAGAUUAAUAUUUAGGCGAGUGGCCAAUCUGAUUUGUUGGAUGAUGUAAAUCUUGCAGUUCCUACGUUCCACGUAUAUGGUCAUAAAGUAAAGUGUCAGGUAUUUUUUGAUUACUUAAAAAUCUUAUCGUUGUAGGCUAUAUCGUUAUAUUUAAGUUGUCAUAUAUCGUUCAUCUAUAUAUAGAUAUUGUAUAGCCCCAGAAGAUUGGAAGGAUUUGGACUGACAGAUGGAGAAGUUAUGGAGCGACUUUGGUCAUAUCUUCGUCCCACGGGAAAAAUCACUAAGGAAAUGACUGCCAGCCACCGAGUCGAUGCGCUUACUGAUUACCUGUUACACUAUACGAGGAAAUCAGUAUCGCAGAUUGGUACGCUAUCGAAUUUUCCCUAAUUACAGUAUUGCCAAUAAGACUAUUAUACGUUAAACUCUUUUUAUGUGGCUACCUGUACGUUCUCUUCAUUUAGGUGAUUUAUUAUGCCAACGGUUGCAAAAAACCUUGCAGAUGCAGAAGUACAGCAGCAAAGAAUUAACUCUUCUAUCUUCAAAACUUGGAAAGAGUGGUGAGUAUUUUAUACAGUAAAACUAAAAUCGUUUGAGUCAAUUGAGUUCGCGUGUUAAAAAUAAUGUAGCUGGUUGUGUACAAUAUAUCGCUGCUAUACGUUUUUAAAAAGCCGCCACCUCUAAAAAGCCGCUACGGUUAAUUCACCCAGAAGCAACAGUGAGUAGGUUAAUUAAUAAUUCGUCGUCAUACACAUGCACAAUCCUGCAUGUAUAGUCAAAAUAUAAGUAAUUUCCGAUUAAAAAGUUAUUUAAAAAACGUUCAGUGAAGUCUAUUUAGAUUUCUAUACAGUAUUUGUCCUAGAAAUUUUUGUAUGAUACAUGUAUUCGUUGUGUUAUGGGGCUGACACACACACACGGAAACAAACAAACUUACUGCAUAUACAUAUACAGGAGUAGAAAAACUAACCUGCCGAAGGUAACCAAGAUUUUGAGUACACAUAUCCUCAAACCCGAUAAGAUUUUGUACUUCGCAAAUGACGUUUUAUGUUCUUUUGCUGAUGUGGUAAUACAGAGAACACCUUACAAGCAGAAGUCCAGACAUGGGUGGAAGAAGAAAAAGAAACUUACCUUCAAAAAUCCCAGAUGUCAAGUAUGUAAUUAUAUUUCAUGAAGGAUCAUUUCGUUUUUGUGGUUAAUGUUAAUAUAAUAUUAUUUGGAAGACUUUUCUUUAACUUAAAGAUUUUUUUGUGGAAAAGUCUUGCAGAAGACAGAAGUAAAUAUGUACGUCCACCAGCUUACUAGAUGCCAUUCGUAAUGCAACAUUUUAGAUUGCGACAUCAAAUGUUGUAAGAAACUAUUUUUUUCUUCUUCAAACAGAUACAAGCAAAGAGUUUGGGUCUUUUGAAUAUGCAGAAAGACUGCAACAAUUCUAUUCUGCAAGGUAAGUUGUUUACAUGAUACAUUGCAUGUAUAUCGCAUGUUCCCUGACGAUGGCUCUGCGCACGUAAAAACGCACAAGUUGUUACAGGUUGCAAACAAGUUGUUACAAGUCUGUUCACAAGCCGUCGACAAGUUGUGUUCGCACUGCUUGUUCCCAGUUGUAACAAGUUUAGAACAAGCUGUUAACAACUUGUAACAAGCUUGAUGACAUUAUCAGACUUAUUACAAGGUCAUUCUAACAAGUCUGAUAGAGUCAUGCUAAACAAGGAUGUUAUAAGGUUGACGACACAAGGUUGUAACAAUACUGCUAUAUCAUGACUAUCGAAUUUGCUGGAACAACCUUGUAAUAACAAGCCUGAUAAUAUCAACAAGGUUGUUACAAAUUGUUAACAGCUUAUUCCAAACGUGUUAACAACCUUGGACAAGCAGUGCGAACACAACUUGUUGACAACUUGCUAUGCAAGAUGUGAGAUUUUUGCUAUACAAGAUGUGAGAUUUUUUACGCGCGUAAAAUAAACUUCUGCAUGAAAUUGUUGUUUGUAUUUUCUAUAUGAUCGUUCACUUUUGACUGUUUAAUCUUAUCUAUGUGAGGUCCGAAAACUCUAAAUGUGUUCCCGAUUCACCGGCAUGGAGAACUACAGUUCAAAAUGUACAGAGGUAAUUGACUUUCACUGGACUUCAUUGUGAUGAAAUGAGCAGUGACAUACGCGCGUAUGGCUAAACUGUUGAAGCAAUCGCAUUUUAGGCCCUCUCUCUAGACUAGUUUCAUAAGUUUAUGAAAGGUUUUGCAUAAAUUUAUUUUAGGCUAGAUAACGUCUUAAAGAAGAUGGAAAAAGGGAUGACGAGAUGGCCAGAUGACAGCCCCGCAUUUUAUGAAGCAAAACGAAGUUUGGAAAAACAGAACAGGAAGGAGCAACUGGAGAAGAUUCGCCAUAUGGCAUCGGAAAGAUGGUUUUUACUUCAAUUAAUGAAGAAGUAUGCAGGUACAGUAAGAUUAAUCGUAAUAUUAAUAAAACUUUGUAGACGCACACGCAUUUAGGUAUGUUUGACAGAUUCUACUCUCUUGGAUCACGAAACUUAGAAAACUAUUUUGGAGGAAACUACUGUACUGCCGUUGUUUACCCGUAGUUCUUUAAGUUGGCGUGCUGCACUAUACACAUCAAAAACGCGCACUUGCUCUUAACUGGUACUUUGACAUCUGCCAUCACUCCUUGGCCUAAAGUAUUUUUGUUAUGCGCAGAAAAUAUGCACAAACGGUAACACUGCUGCUUUAAACUACUCGCGCAUUCAUCAAUGAAACAUCGUUUGGAGAUCGGCUUCGCAUUAUGCAAUCCAAUGCAGUUUCGAUCCUUGCAAGAUGUUACUUGAUAUUUUAUGGUGAUAUACUGUAAUUCAAUCUGGAAAACCCGUGACGACUGACGAGAUGCAUGGUAAUACUGAGUAUUUCCUAUCAGCUUUGUUGCGGACAAAAUGGACAAUCGUAAACCAUUUGUAUUUAGUAAUUGCUAACGAACGGCUGUUAAACCAUGAUAUUCUAUUUUAGAUGGUCAAAGUAUUGCGAAGAAACUUUGCGGGCAAAUCAAUAGACAAACGAGUAUGAUAAAGAAAGCCGUCAAUUCCUACAAUGCCAAUGCUGGUCAAUUUUCAACCAUUGUCGAUUUUCAAUAUCCAGAUGAAGUGACUUUUGAGCAGUGUACCGAUAUCGAAUCGUCCUUGUGGGAUGGGAUGGAGAGCACGGAGCAAUGCAAUUUACCCAGAUCAAUUAUAAAACACUUAAUUAAUAUGUUCAAUACGAAGAAAAGAUGUGAAGAAGAAGUCGUUAUGUUGAAAGAUGAAAUGAACAACUGCAUUAACUUCUUCUCGCAAUACCUACAUCAACUUGAUAGUUGGUAUAAGGCGUUAAAGGCAGACGAGCUUUCUUAUGGCAAUCGUGGCAUUAUAGCUGUACUGUCUUCAAGAACACGUUCACUUUCUCUGUUCAUUUGUGUGCUCAAACAGCAAUUUAACAUUGAUGUUACCGACACUGAGAGUGCAAAUGAUCUUGACGAGGACAUUACCGAAGAAGCAAUUGCGGAGUAUUAUAGCAUGCUUAACAUGGAGAGCAUGGAAAGUGACAAUGACGACUUCGGUGAUGAUGAUGACGACGAUGAUAUCGACAAUAGCGAUGAUAUCGACAAUAGCGAAGAUUAA